AUGGGGAAGAAGCGGACCCAUGCCGAGACCAAGGAUGGCUUUACGAAGCCGCCUGCGGAUAAGAACCGGGUGAGCGUCAAGAACGACAGCAAGGACAAGGGCAAAACCGGAAACGUGCAGAAGCCGCGGUCUCAGCUACUUUUCAAGCCGCAGCCGGAAUGGCACUCUGUGCAGCUACCAUCGCUCCCCACCGUCGACAACCCCACGAUACCGCCUCGUUAUGUCAUCGACGCGAUCCGCGAGUAUGCUGAGCAGCUUCUGGAAGCCGAGGCGACCGAGUAUGCGUCGUCGCACAUGGCCAAAGACUCGUCGCACAAGUUCAUGUCGACAGUCAUGAACUCCGGUACCAUGGAGGACAAGGUCUCAGCGCUCACGUUGUUGGUUCAAGAGUCGCCAUUGCAUACUAUGAAGGCUUUUGGGCAGUUGCUGGGUCUAUCGCAAAAGAAAAACAGGGGUGCCGCUAUGAUGUCUUUGGCUGCGCUCAAGGAUCUUUUGGGACAGGGCGUUCUACUCCCACCGGACAGAAAAUUAAAGGCUUUCGCACGACAGCCUGGUCUAAUUUCCUCAUUACAAGGAAAGGGCGCACAAUGGAAGGCGGGAGAGAAGCUGCCGGGCGAUCUCCAGAAGAUCCAUCUGAUCGUAUGGGCGUACGAGGACUGGCUCAAGAAGCAAUACUUCGAGAUGCUUAAGAUUCUCGAGACCUGGUCCAAUGACGAGAUCGAAUACUCGCGCAAUCGGGCAGUGACAAUGGUCUGGGAAUUGUUGAAGGAGAAGCCAGAACAGGAAGAGAAUCUUCUCCGACUACUCAUUAACAAGCUUGGAGAUAAGGAGAAGAAGGUCGCUUCAAGGGCAUCAUAUCUGCUACUGCAACUCCAGAUCACCCACCCGCUGAUGAAGAACGUCAUCAUUAGCUCGAUCGAAUCUGAUCUCCUCUUCCGUCCGAACCAGAGCGGGGUCGCCAAAUACUACGCGGUUAUCACCAUGAACCAGACCGUCCUUAGCGUCAAGGAGCCGGAAGUCGCCAACAGGCUCUUAGAGAUGUACUUCAGCCUGUUCCUCGGUUUAUUGAAGAAACAAAAGGAGCACGAGAAAGAAGAGAAGCGAAUCAACAAGCAUGGGCUCUUACAGGGAGGAGGUGGACAGCCUGGAAAGAUGGCGAAAAAGAAGGCCGAGAAGGCUGAAACAAUGGCUUUCAAGGUCGAGGACGAGUCUCGAGAGAAGUUGAUCUCCGCUAUCUUGACGGGCGUCAACCGCGCUUUUCCAUUCGCCAAAACUGACGACGCAAAGUUCGAGGAGCAGUUGAACAUGAUCUUCGAAGUCACGCACUCUUCCAACUUCAACACCAGCAUACAGGCCAUGACCCUCAUCCAACAGAUUUCUGCUACAAAGCAUUACUCCGCGGAUCGUUUCUAUCGAACACUCUACGAAUCUCUACUGGAUCCCCGUCUCAUUUCGACUUCAAAGCAUAUAAUGUUUUUGAAUUUGCUUUACAGGUCGCUCAAAGCAGAUACCAGCGUCAAGCGCGUGAAGGCGUUUGUGAAGCGUUUACUGCAAAUUAUUCACUUGCACGAGCCUCCAUUCAUCUGUGGCGUCUUGUAUCUCGUCAACGAACUCUUUACUACAUUUCCUACCAUUAAAUCCAUGUUAUCAACACCCGAAGACAAUGCGGAAGACGAUGGCGAGGAACACUACGAGGAUGCCGCUGAGGAUGGCGAAAAGCAGACGAGUAAAGAAGAGACAAAGUCAGAACAUGCUACCUACGACGCCCGGAAACGAGACCCAGAGCAUGCACAAGCAGACCUUUCCUGCCUAUGGGAGCUCCUGCCCCUCCAGGCUCACUACCACCCCUCCGUUCACGUGCUUGCCUCCAAGAUCGUCAACCAAGAACCGAUCAAGGAGAAACCCGACCCAACAAUCUACACCCUCAUGAACUUCCUCGACAAAUUCUCUUUCCGCAACGCAAAGACCAAGAUCCAAGCUGUUCACGGAUCCUCCAUCAUGCAGCCCAUGUCCGGCACUUCGAAAGCCGCAUCGUAUCUCAUCACCGCUCGUGACGGCGACCGCACACACGAUCCCCUUAACUCAGAGUCAUUCUGGCGGCAGAAGAUCGAUGAUGUUAGGGUUGAUGAGGUGUUCUUCCACACGUACUUUGAGAAGGCCGGGAAGGCGAAGCAGGCGGAUAAGAAGUCGAAGAAGAAGGACAAGAGGAAGGGUGAUGAUAGUGAGGACGAAAGUGGGGAAGACGAGAUUUGGCAGGCAAUUGUUAAUAGUCGACGGGAUGUUGAGGGUGAUGGCGGCGACGACGACGAUCUGAGUGAUUUCGACAUGGACGACAUGAUGAGUGACGAGGAGGCCGGUGGUAUGGAUGCGGGUGUCGAGCUCAACCUUGGCAGCGACGAUGACGCUACUGAGGUUGAUGGUCAACCAGCGGACGACGACGAUGAGGACGACUUUGAGAACUUUGAUCUCGAUGACGAAGACGGGUUUGUCGACAGCGAUGCCGAUGUUCCGGUGGACUUCGACAUGAACGACGACACGGAUGUCGACGAGGAUAAAAAGGACACAGAUAAAGACGGCAGGAAGAGCAAGAAGAGGAAGCUCAAGAAUCUGCCUACCUUUGCGUCCGUCGAGGAUUACGCCAAGCUCAUCGGCGACGAUGAUAGCGAGUAG
Molecule: messenger RNA, 2670 nt
Organism: Cucurbitaria berberidis CBS 394.84
Lineage: Eukaryota; Fungi; Ascomycota; Dothideomycetes; Pleosporales; Cucurbitariaceae
Product: CBF-domain-containing protein
Exons: 2
Coding region: 1-2670 (889 amino acids)
Cellular component (GO): nucleus
Source: RefSeq, a predicted model, not a curated record